AUGAUUCAUAUUUUAAAUUGGUUGAAACCACGUUGGCGUUUUUUAAUUGUUCUAUUAACACCGUUAGUCUUUCUGCCGAUACCACUUAUUGGCAAAUCUUCUCAAGCGAGAUGUGGCUAUAUUGUAAUUAUUUUAACUAUCUAUUGGGUUUUUGAAGCAAUACCUUUGCCAGUAACGUCACUAUUACCUUUGGCGCUUUUUCCAAUGGCUGGUAUUUUAACUGCUGAACGUGUAGCGCCGCAUUAUUUCAAAGAUAUAAUUACAUUAUUUUUCGGGAGUAUGGCACUUGCUUAUGCCGUUGAAUCUGUUAAUCUUCAUCGAAGAAUUGCAUUAUUGGUAUUAAGUUUCGUUGGGACAUCAUCGAAAUGGUCUAUGGCUGGUUUAAUGGGCGUUACUGGUUUUCUUUCCAUGUGGAUUAAUAAUUCAGCGGCCGCAUCAAUUAUGUUGCCUGUUGCAUUAGCAAUUGCAGAUGAACUUGAAAAACAUAGUAAAGGCUGCCAAGAGAAGAAAAAUCGUGCCAAAGAAGCUGCAGCUGCUGCGAAUGAAGUUAUCGAUUUAAAUCAUAAAGACUUUGUUAAUGAACGUCCCAUCGAAGCACCUCCGUUGGAUCAAUUACAUAUUGACGAAACAAAACUGCCAGUUUCUGCUGCAACAAAAAAGCGUUUCCGAUUACCAUGGAAAAAUGGAAAUUUACAUAAACCUACAGAAUCAACAGAACAACAAUAUGAACAAAUAAGAAAAGGCUUUCUUCUUGCUGUUGCCUAUUCAGCAACUAUAGGCGGUUUAUCUAGUUUAGUUGGAACAGCACCAAAUAUUUUUGUUAAAGGUUUCGCUGAUAGCCAAUACAAGAAUACUGCUUUUCGUAUAAACUUUCUUAAUUUUCUUCUCUUCGCAUUGCCAGUCGCUUUAUUAAUGCUUGUCUUAUGUUGGUUAUGGCUGCAAAUUUUUUACAAUUUCAAAGAAUUGUUUCAAUUCCGCAUAGAUCCAGAAACCCGAGCUGCACAGGCUGAUUUAAAAGCCAUGUUAAUUAAGCAAUACAAUGAUCUUGGAAAACCGAAUUGGAGUGAACUUUCUGUUGCUAUUGUGUUUGUUUGUAUGAUUAUUCUAUGGGUCACAAAAGACUUUUCAGGUACACCAGGAUGGGAGAUUAUAUUCGAAGAGAAUUAUAUAAGUGAUGGAACUGUAGCAAUACUGUGUGGAGUUCUUCCAUUAAUAUUACCGAAUGCAAAUCCAUUGAAGAAGGAUUGGAAAUAUGAGCCAAUAAUCGGAUGGAAUGGUUUAGCAAAACAUAUGCCUUGGGGCGCAUUAAUUUUACUCGGAGCAGGUCUAACUGUUGCAUCUGCUUUUCAAGCUUCAAAACUAUCGGACAGUGUUGCGCAUGCACUUCGAUUUCUAGCGGGUAUACCACGCGCAGCUGUUAUUCUAUUGAUUAUUAUUAUUAGUGGUCUUUUUACGGAAGUAACAUCGAAUUUAAGUACAGCCAGUAUCUUUUUUCCAGUUCUUGAUUCAGUUGCACGUUCUUCUGGUAUGCAUCCAGCGCUUCUCAUUCUUCCAUGUACAUUAGCAGUUUCAUUGGCCUUUAUGUUACCUAUUGCGACACCACCGAAUGCAAUUGUUUUUGCUAGUGGCUCUAUUCGUGUGGUUGACAUGGUAAAAACUGGUAUUGUUAUGAAUAUUAUUGGAUUUCUUGUCAUCUUCUUUGCCGCAACGACUUGGAUGCCGAAAAUUUACGGAUUGAAUGAUCGCGCAACGGAACUAUUUUUUAGUGUCAAUACGACAUUAAGCGUUUCAGGAUCAUACAAUGGAACCGAUUGA
Molecule: messenger RNA, 1815 nt
Organism: Rotaria socialis
Lineage: Eukaryota; Metazoa; Rotifera; Eurotatoria; Philodinida; Philodinidae
Source: the annotation of a GenBank genome assembly